Molecule: messenger RNA, 1002 nt
Organism: Cercospora beticola
Lineage: Eukaryota; Fungi; Ascomycota; Dothideomycetes; Mycosphaerellales; Mycosphaerellaceae
Source: RefSeq, a predicted model, not a curated record
AUGACUGCCGUCGGUGUGGUGAACGUUGCGCCAGACGGCAAUGUCGCUUUGAUCUGUGGUGGUCAGGGCAAAGGCGACAGACAGCUCAAGAUUAUCGUCUCGUCCGCAGUCCUCAGUCUCGGCUCCACGGUAUUCAAAGCUAUGCUGAAUUCGAAGCUCAAGGAAGGAACCACACUUGCCAAAACUUCAAGCGUCGAGAUACCACUUCCGGAAGACGACUCAGCGGCUUUGUUGACGCUGUGCAAACUGCUUCACUUGCAUGAUAUCGAGCACGAAGAGCAGACUGCAGAUCACACACUUCAGCUCGCACUCCUGGCGGACAAGUAUGACUGCUGUGGCGCACUCAGAGUGUUCUACCGUAUCUGGGUGCAGAAAGCAUACGACAGGACCAAGGAUCAUGACACCAGUGUGAAGCUUUUCGCCGCCUGUUUCUACAUGAAGCUGCCUACGCACUUCCAAAUGUACGGAAGGAGACUGCUUUACAGAGCAGAAGGUGCUAUUGUACUCUCCGCAGCAGGCGAAUGUGCAGCCUCGCUCGAGUAUGUGGCAGAAGCGCUGACCGCGCAACGGAGAUCGUGGAUCGCCGAGGUGGUGCGUAUUGUGGAAAAGCUCAUCAAGCAAGAGUUCGAAAUGAAUGUCACCUCAGAUUCCACUCAUGAGUGCCGUCACGCCUGCACUUACCGCGUCGAUCGAGCGAAGGCAUUCGGAAAGUGGCUUUUUACAUCUGCCGUCUGGCCGCUGAGCACAAUCCUAAAGCAUGACAUUUUCCGCUUGAUCGACGCCCUCCAGGACCUCAGCCCAGACUGGAUUGGAUCAGCAUCUCUCUGCAGUGGAUGGGGAGGCAAGCAGUGUUGCGGGCUCCGUAUGCCUGAUGAGAAGACUCUAGCCACUGAGCUUGGAGCUUUGUCCGACAAAAUUCAACAUGCACGCAUCGAACUGUGUCUUGAAUGUGUCAGAUCUGCCAAUGUUCAGGAUUUGCGCGGCUGCAAGAAAGGUCACUGA